Kwoniella mangroviensis CBS 8507 is the source of this 870-nucleotide messenger RNA. RefSeq lists its product as uncharacterized. The record is from RefSeq and is a predicted model, not a curated record. Gene Ontology annotation, cellular component: DNA recombinase auxiliary factor complex; condensed nuclear chromosome. The transcript is spliced from 9 exons. Gene Ontology annotation, molecular function: double-stranded DNA binding; recombinase activator activity. Gene Ontology annotation, biological process: meiotic joint molecule formation; homologous chromosome pairing at meiosis; meiotic strand invasion involved in reciprocal meiotic recombination. NCBI's taxonomy places the organism in Eukaryota, Fungi, Basidiomycota, Tremellomycetes, Tremellales, Cryptococcaceae. The coding region runs from base 1 to 870 and encodes 289 amino acids.
AUGGCUCCCAAGAAGGAAGUGAAAGAAAAACAAGUAAAAGGGGAUGAAGCUGAUUCGGCCGCUAUCCGUUUACAGAUGGUAUUGAAUUAUAUGAAAGAAACCAAUCGACCUUAUGCUAAUGCCGACGUAUCUGCAAACCUCAAGAACAGAGUACCUAAAGCAGCUGCUGUCAAAGUCCUCGCUACACUAGCUGAGAAAGGUCAACUUACAGUCAAGCCGUACGGUAAACAGCUCAUCUACUUAUACAACCAAUCUCUUCUUGAUGUUCUCGCCCCUGAAGAAUUGGCAUCUCUUGAUGAGGAGAUCAAAGAGACCAAGAGCGAAUUGGAAGAGAAAAGGAAGGAAUUGAAGAACCUCCAAUCGGGACUCGCAUCCAAAGAAGCAUUACCCAAAACGAAAGAUCUCGCCAAAGAGAUCGAAAAGGUUAAAGCUGAUAACGAGAUCACGCUGAAAGCUCUCGCACCAUUCCGAUCAACUUCCGAUGGAGAGGCAGCUAUCAACCCUCUUUCAGCCGAGGAGACCAAGAAGAUUGAUAUGGAGUUUACCAAGUGGAGGAAGGAAUGGGUAGACAGAAGGAAGAUCUACAAGGAAUUGCUCGGCAUGCUCACUGACGGAGGUCAAAUCGAUAACGUCCAAUCAUUCGAGGAAGAUCAAGGUAUUACACCUGACGAUGAUGACGCCAAGAAAGUCGAACAAGGUGAAUUCGUCAAAAUUCCCCUUCCGGUCAGAUCAUCAAAUAACAAAAAACCUAUGAGCAUGGGUGUUCAAAAAGUAAUGAAUGGUUCAGCCAAGAGAACCAAUUCGGAUGUCACUACCGUUGGUCAGGAGGAUACCAGUGGGGGUAAGAAGAAGAAAGCUAAGAAGGCGUAA